AUGACAUACCAAUACAAGAAGCCCUCUUCUACUGAUCCGAAGGGUAAAAACUUGUUGAUCGAGGAAAAAGUGAUAGAAGAUACAACAAUAAUUAGCGAUCUGAUGUAUGAAGCAUCUGAUGAAGUGAUUUAUGGCGAUAGCCAUGAGACUUUGGUCGUUUAUAAGAGUCUGCUGACUCCCAAAGGAAAUUUGGGGGAUGAUUUAUUGAGAACCAAUAUUUUUCAUACUACCUGCACCAUCACGGAUAAUGUUUACAAGAUGAUUAUCGACAACAACAGUUGUGAGAAUGCUCUGGAUGCCGCGUUUACUCAUUACGAUGCAGAACAACAUAAGCAUUCAACAAAAAAUGGAGCCAAACCGAAUGGUUAUAAAAUUGUUAUGGAGCAAGAACUAUUAAUUGAGGGUGAUGUGCAAGUGUUGGGUGAUUCGUCAAGCUCAAAUACAGUUGAUGCUCCACAAGUUGGGAUGUAUUUUUCAUCUGAAGAAGAAGUCCGUGCUUUUUACAAAUCAUAUGCCCAAGGUCUUGGUUUUGGUAUUUCAAAGUUGGGUUCCAAAAAAGGAGAUGAUGGUCAGAUAAAGUAUUUUUCAUUCGGAUGCUCUAAAAAUGGUAAGACCGUUCCUAGAGUGAAAAAUUCCUUUUAUCCUAGAGCUUGUAGCAAAACAGAUUGCAAAGCAAAGAUUAAUAUUACAGUUCAGAAUGAUGAAUUAUGUGUCAUUACUAGUAUUCAACUAGAACAUAAUCAUGCAUUAAGUCCAAGGAAGUCAAGACAUUUUAGAUGCAAUAAAGUGUUAGAUUCCCAAACUAAGAGGAAAUUAGAGUUGAAUGAUCAAGCGGGAAUAACUUUGAGUAAAAGUUUUCAAUCAUUUGUUGUUGAAGCUGGUGGUUAUGAAAAUUUAUCGUUUGAUGAGAGAAAGUGUAGAAAUUAUGUGGCUGAAGCUCGGAGAUUAAGGCUUGGGAAUGGUGAUGCAGAAGCCUUGAAUAAUUACUUUUGUCGUAUGCAAUGUAGAAAUUCAAAUUUCUUUUAUGUAAUUGAUGUAGAUGAAGAUUCUCGCAUAAGAAAUAUAUUUUGGGCUGAUGCAAGAUGUAGGGCUGCAUGUGAUUCUUUUUCUGAUGUCGUUACAUUUGAUACCACAUAUCUUACUAAUAGUUAUGAUAUGCCAUUUGCUCCGUUUGUUGGAGUAAAUCAUCAUGGUGAAUCUAUAUUACUUGGUUGUGGUUUGAUAUCUAAAGAAGAUUCAGAAACUUUCAUUUGGUUAUUUAAAUCAUGGUUGGCAUGCAUUAGAGGAAGAGCUCCACGAGCUAUUAUUACGGAUCAAUGCAAAGCCAUGGAAAUUGCAAUUCUUGAGGUAUUUCCGGACUCUCAUCAUCGGUUAUGUCUUUGGCAUAUUAUGAAAAAACUUCCAGCUAAGUUUAGUAGUCAUGCCGAUUAUAAGUUGAUAAAGAGAAACUUGAAGAAUAUUGUUUAUAAUUCUUUGGCAUCUACAGAAUGUGAUAGCAACUGGAAAAAAUUUAUCAAAGAAUUUAACUUGGAGAAAAAUGAUUGGUUGAAUUCUUUAUAUGAAAUUCGUCAUAAGUGGAUGCCUGUGUAUGUGAAAGAUAAAUUUUGGGCAGGGAUGUCGACAAGUCAAAGAAGUGAAAGUAUGAAUGCUUUUUUUGAUGAUUAUGUUCAUUCAAAAACAACUUUGAAGCAGUUUGUUGAACAAUAUGACAAUGCUUUGAAAAGCAAGAUUGAAAAGGAAGAUAAUUCUGAUUUUGCAUCUUUUAAUUCAAUAAUUCCGAUUAUCGGUGGCAAUCCAAUUGAAAAGCAGUUUCAAAGUGUUUACACUAACAAGAUAUUUAAGUUGUUUCAAAAUGAACUACGAGGUUUGAUGUUUUGUAAUACUUCAUUUAUGAAGGAAGAAGGAUCAACAUUGUUUUUUGAGGUGAUGGAAACUGUAUAUGGAAAAGAUGGAACAACUCCAAAAGAGAUUUCCUUUUGGGUACAAUAUAGUGAGUUACAAUGUGAGAUGAAGUGUUUGUGUCGUCUCUUUGAGUUUCGUGGAAUUGUGUGUAGACAUUUGCUUUCUGUUUUGGUAAAAAGAAAAGUCACUACAGUUCCAGAAAAUUAUAUUUUGGAACGAUGGCGCAAAGACAUUAAACGUGGAUAUCAAGGAAUCACUAAUAUUUAUGAUGAUUCUUCUCAGCAUGCAGAGGAAAGACGAAGAUAUAAUAAUCUUCAACCAUUGUUACAGGAAGUGGGACAACUUGGGUCAAAAAAUGAUGAGAGAUGUUUUGUUUUAAUAGGGAUAUUAAAAGAAGCAAAAAAAAAGUUUAUGGAUACCAAUAUUGGCGAUUCAUUGGAUGGUAUUCAGGAUAGCAACAUAAUACAUGAGGAAUCAAGAAAUGAGAGCAAAAAAUUUCAUAGCCCACUGAAAGUAAGGUCUCGUGGACGUCCACCCACGAAAAGAAAACAAUCCAAAAUUGAACAAAUUGAGAAAAGGGCAAAGGCAAAGUCUCGAAAAAAGGGUUCUAUAAUUGAUAGAAAGCAAGAUGACUUAUCAAACAUUGAAGAAAUUGAUAAAUCUGCAGAGAGUCAGAGAUUGUUUAGAUUGGAUAAAGAACUGUUGGUUCCUAAUGAUGUUGUUCAGACAAUGGAGAGAACAAGGUCUUUUGAGAAGCCUAUUGAUUUGUUACAAAUGCAUGCUGAUUUGUUGAAGGAAGGCAAAAGUGCAAAGAUGAAUUUUGAUUAA
Messenger RNA from Zingiber officinale, 2730 nucleotides. Its product is annotated as protein FAR-RED IMPAIRED RESPONSE 1-like. Gene Ontology annotation, biological process: regulation of DNA-templated transcription. Gene Ontology annotation, molecular function: zinc ion binding. Lineage: Eukaryota; Viridiplantae; Streptophyta; Magnoliopsida; Zingiberales; Zingiberaceae. The record is from RefSeq and is a predicted model, not a curated record. Bases 1 to 2730 code for a protein of 909 amino acids. The transcript has 7 exons.